This is a messenger RNA of Adineta ricciae, 291 nucleotides long. The record is from the annotation of a GenBank genome assembly. Lineage: Eukaryota; Metazoa; Rotifera; Eurotatoria; Adinetida; Adinetidae.
AUGCAGUGCUUCAUUAUUCUAUCCAUCCUGUUUGUGGUAUUUGCUGUCAAAAUGAGUUAUGCCGUACCGAUAGUUUCUGAUACGUUUGAUGAAUUAAAUACACUUGGUGAUGAACCAAAUCUGACUAAAAGAAAACUGCCAGUUGAAGGCAUACUAAUCGGUCGACGAUCGUUUCCAGCCGAAGGUAUCCUAAUUGGAAGACGCAAUUAUCUAGCCGAACGUAACCUAAGCGGAAAACAUCGUUAUCCAACAGAAGGCAUUCUGAUUGGUAAACGCAGUUCGCGCUUUUAA